Molecule: messenger RNA, 314 nt
Organism: Paramuricea clavata
Lineage: Eukaryota; Metazoa; Cnidaria; Anthozoa; Malacalcyonacea; Plexauridae
Source: the annotation of a GenBank genome assembly
AAAGAACACUAAAAGAAGCUGCAAUUGCUCACAAUGAUUUAGAAAUGAUGACAGCCGUCACCGAAACUGAUUUGAAAGCAAAAGAAUUUCAAAAACACGAAAAAUGCUAUCUUGACUAUACUAGAGUCGUCAGGAAAACAGCUGAAUCAACCGAAGGUGGAAAUGAUGACAAACAAUCAGGGGACUACAACGCAGUACUUUCUUUGGUAGACAGUGAUAUUAUAGGCGGUCAGCAAUGUUUGUCAAUGGAAACACUAAUGAUAAGAUAUUGUGGUAAUAUUGGAACAAGGCAAAGCAGACACAAUGCAAGCUGA